UCAUAUAAAACGAUAUCGAAGCCCGGCUACUUGAAUUAAGUCUUCGCUGUCGACUAGUCACUUGUCCAUACCGACUUUCUGCUAUUCUAUCCGACAGUCAAGUCUCUUCAUAAUGCCUUCUUCAAAACCUAAGCCUUCCGAAGUUGCGGCGGAAACGAAGCGACAUUACAUCCCGGUCAUAAGAGCGGAAUACGCCCGCCAAUGGCCAACCCAUUCGUAUCUGUUCCAACAACCGCUGGCGCAGAUUCCGCUCCAGAGCUCAAUCAGCGGAUUUUCUCCAUCCCCUCCGGAAUUUUAUGUUUGCUCGGGGGAUCCUGUCGACUUUGCCAUUGAUUGGAAAGAGAAGGUAAACAUUCGGAUACCAUUUAUAUGCGCGGCGAAUGACAAGAGAGCGGGCGGCGACUGGGAGACGGGUGUAGUGGGAUACGAAGAACGACUCUGUAGACGCAGUAACCUCUCAGCAACACUCAGCACUCCUGGUCCCGGAUCUGACGUCGAGAGUAACUACCCCAUCCCGUCCGAAGGUGGCAUCUAUUCUGAGUUUGUCGUGGUAUUCCGUGGGCCACACGACCAGUACAAGAAACUAGACCAAUGGUACGAUCUUCCGGUAGUCUCGAUGCCAGCGGCGCGCUGGCCCAAGCUGAGCCACGGCGGUUCUAAAUAUGCAUUCCCGCUGGAGCGCGAAAUGGUCAGGAACAAGAUUCGCGCCGCCCUGCGCAUCUGCGUCUAUUACGAACAUCGGACCGUCGUUAUCGGCGACUUCGGCCUGGGUAACGGCCACCGCAACCCACCACAGGAACUCGCUGAGCUCUGGCGCGAAGUGUUCCUCUACGACCCAGAUAUUCGUGGCCGCUUUGACUACGUCGCCUUCGUGUUUGAGGACCAGUACCAGAGCACCGCGAAACUAAUUCUUGACGACAUUGCCAAGAAAAGCAGGGGCAGCAGUAGUCACAGUCAUAGUCACCAUUCUAGUAGCUCGAAGAGCAAGUCGAAGGCAUCAUCCAGCUCGAGCUCGAGCUCUAGUAGCGGCUCUGGGUCGGCGCCAAGCGACUUCGAGAUAUUCUCCCGCGUCUUCGACCCCAGCGAGAUCCAGGGUGUCAUGAGCCGACCGGAUCCCCGAUACGGGAUUUCUAUGCUUACAUCGUAAAAAAAGGAAGGAAGAAGUUCUAACAUGUGCGGGAUGUUGAGUCCUCGUACGUCAUUACACAGCGUCAAGUGUUAUACGAACCCGUGCGGGUGGAUUCAACCCGACGGUCCGGUCGUAUACCGGGGCUUUUAAGUCACUUCACCAAUUCAAGGGCUAGGAGUUUUUGAUUAUUUAUCUUUGGAAUUGAGUAAUUGUGUGCAAGUCUUUGGAUAUAAAGAGUAAAGGGCCGGCCGUCAUGUUAAUUAUUCGUGUAUUCUAAUCACUUACGUUAUGUUCCCUGCUUCUAUUACAUAAUGAUAUAUCAUAAUAUCAUCUUGAACAAUCUCUUAUUAUUCAUUAUGAAACAUCAUAUAUUCCAGUUAGGUACUGAUUUUUUCUGAUACUUUAGGUCAUCGGAGCUGUAGGUAGUUUUUGAUUUUGAUAACAACCUUGGUUAACAUUUUAUAACAUAUCAGGUAUUACACUAGAUGCAUACGCAGAUAGCUAUAAAGGGGAAAAGUCUUGCUUCCGUUAUUAGGAGCAGGUCGAUCCUCUUACGAUUUCGACCGUGAAUGUCUUCAUGUGAUAUAUGGAUCGGCUAAGUCCGAUUGAAUCGCGAUCUAAGCCCCUCAACAAUCAUAGACAUGCAGCGCGUAUGAGUUAUCUACUAUAAAGCUCGAGUCACACGGAUCUUACACCAAUUCAAGAUGUAGUAGGUUAUUUAC
This is a messenger RNA of Daldinia loculata, 1851 nucleotides long. RefSeq lists its product as uncharacterized. The record is from RefSeq and is a predicted model, not a curated record. The coding region runs from base 113 to 1147 and encodes 344 amino acids. The transcript has 3 exons. NCBI's taxonomy places the organism in Eukaryota, Fungi, Ascomycota, Sordariomycetes, Xylariales, Hypoxylaceae.